Messenger RNA from Gastrolobium bilobum, 3289 nucleotides. RefSeq names its product flowering time control protein FPA. Bases 210 to 3005 code for a protein of 931 amino acids. The transcript is spliced from 4 exons. The record is from RefSeq and is a predicted model, not a curated record. Gene Ontology annotation, molecular function: RNA binding. NCBI's taxonomy places the organism in Eukaryota, Viridiplantae, Streptophyta, Magnoliopsida, Fabales, Fabaceae.
AUUCUCAAUUUCAUCGAUCCACAAAUUCUGUGAAGCAGAAAUUCCCAACUCGCUCUUUGUUCAUUUCUGAAAUUGGCCGCAGGCGGUGGACUCUUUCAUUAGGGAAGGGAAGAAGGUGCCUAAGCACGGCAGAUGCCGUACACUUGAUUUGCAAAGGAAAGGGAGAUCGUACCUUUUCGGACAUACGGUUCCCGCUUCCCUACUCCACCAUGUCGGGUCGAGGCGGAAGGGACAGGUUUAGGAAGGAUUACACUUCAAGAUAUGAAGAUAAUAAAGGGAAUGGGGUUACCGGGCGUGGCAACGGCAACAGCAACAACCCUCCUUCCAGGCACCUUUGGGUUGGGAAUCUAUCCCACAACAUUUUGGAGGAUGAACUUGCUCAUCAUUUCUUAAGGUUUGGACCACUGGAGAAUGUCGCGUUCCAGCCCGGCCGCAGCUAUGCUUUCCUUAACUUUAAAAGGGAUGAAGAUGCCAUUGAUGCCAUGAGAUCACUUCAAGGUUUUCCCCUCGCAGGCAACCCCCUUAGAAUCGAGUUUGCAAAGGCGGAUAAAUCAUCAACAGUAUCACGUGAUGAAGAUUACUCAUGGGAUGAACGAAGCUCAGCGUUAAGGGGGUCUCCUUUCUCUCAAAGAGAGUUUAGAGGACGCCAUGGUAGCCCUGAACCGCAUUAUUCUGACAAAUCCAAGCUGAGUGAUAAAAAUCCAGAGCCCAGUGAGGUUUUGUGGAUUGGGUUCCCAGCUCUGUUGAAGGUGGAUGAAUCAAUUUUACGAAAGGCUUUUUCUCCAUUUGGUGAGAUUGUGAAGAUUACAACAUUUCCAGGUCGUAGUUAUGCCUUUGUUCGCUUUAGGAGUCUGAUGUCAGCAUACAGAGCAAGAGAUACUCUGAAGGGAAAAUUAUUUGGGAAUCCCCGUGUACAUAUUUGUUUUGCCAAGAGUGAAGCAGGUUCAUCAAGCAGUGGGAGGAGCUCACUUAAUGCCCCUCGCUCCCCACUUUACAAGUCAAGUGGUCGUAAUGGCUCUUCUGAGCACCUAAGGCAGGAUAGGAGCUACAGUGGAGAUCAGAACAUUAGUUCUCCAAACUCUUUCCUGAAUUGGGAUUCUGGAGAUUCUGAUGCUUAUGAUUUUAACAAAAGGGGUUCUUCAUGGGCUGGUGGAGCUAACCCAUACGAGCACAGAAUUGGAGAGAAGGGGACUCCUCUAGGAGUAUAUCAAGAAAUCCAUGAACAUAUAAGUAGUCCAUCAAGAGAAAGACAUGUUCAUCUUGGUGAUUUUUCACAGAGAUAUCCUCAAAAGGGUGUGUUCUUUGAAGAUCCACUGGCCUUGUCAGAAGAUGUUCCCUAUCUACGUGAGGCUAAAAAGCUUAAGACUGGUUCUUCUCCUGAGAGCGAGCUUCCAGAGUAUCCUUUUUCCGAGUUAGAAAGACAGAAACAUGUUUUCCCAAGGUUCUCUGAUUUUCCGCAACAUGAGUCUUUCGAUAAAAACUUUGAUUCUGGAAAUUUCGCUUGUGGACAGACUUUUGAUCGCCCACCAAAUUCACCUAUGGCUAGAUUCGAUAGACAUGACUGGAAGCCUUAUGACAGUUUCCAAAUGGGUCCUGGUGAUCCUCUGAAAUCAAAUUUUGUUGAGAAGAAAAGAUUCACACCUGAACCUGAUAAUUCAUCUGUAACUGAGUGGAAAUGGGAAGGAACCAUUGCAAAAGGUGGAACCCCUGUUUGUCGUGCACGCUGCUUCCCUGUGGGGAAAGUCCUAGAUAUCUUGUUACCUGAAUUCCUGGAUUGUACUGCAAGAACUGGUCUAGAUAUGCUUUCGAAGCAUUACUACCAAGCAGUUGGCGUUUGGGUUGUUUUCUUUGUUCCUGGAAGUGAUGCAGACAUUGAAUUCUACAAUGAAUUUAUGCAUUAUCUGGAGGAAAAGCAGCGGGCUGCGGUUGCCAAGUUGGAUGACAAAACCACCUUAUUUCUUGUACCUCCAUCAGAUUUCUCAGAGAAAGUGCUGAAGGUACCUGGUAAAUUGAGCAUAUCUGGUGUUAUUCUGAGGUUGGAGAAUCCUGGUUUAAAUCAUGGUCCCAUACACAUUCAAAGAGAAAUGAAAAACGAAAACCUGUUGCCUUAUAGUGAGAAUAUAUCGUAUUCAAAGCCAUCAUAUUCAUCUGUACGUAUACCUACUUCCCCAUCUAUUUCAGAAAUGGGUAAUUCUGGAAUCAGCAAUCUUUCGUUACUGCGAAAUAAAUAUGCAGCAGCUCCAUCAGUUUCGGAUUCAGCUCGUACUGUGGUUAGCAUGUCUGAGUCUCAUGAUGAAAGAAGUCGUGACUAUCCUCCUAUCCAGCAGCGGACAUCUGGACCAAACUGGUCUUCUCACAAUCUGCAGAACUUAAUCUCUAAUAGAGCUUUACCGUUGCAACUAUCAAGUAGUGCUGUUGAACCUAUUGCUGAGGAGCGUCAGUCCAUCAUUCCAAGGACAGUGUCAGAUGUGAACUCAAUCCUACAUUCGAGUGGAAUGUCUGGUAUUCCAUUUUGUGGCAACAGCAAGUCAUCUCAUCCGGAAGUAAGACCUUUAAAUCCUUUAUCAGUGCCUGUGGGAGCGUUGCAACCAGAACAGCUUGCACAAUUAGCUGCAUCCCUUCUUGAGCAGCAGAGGCAAUCGGGAAGCUCUUUAAGUGCAUCUGCAUCAGGUGAUCCCAGGCAGAUUAACAGAUUUAAUGGGUCGGACACCUCAUCCAGACCAUCCCAGAAAUACAAUAUAGAAAACAACCUGGUGAAUUCUGAACUCUCAACAUCUCAGUUUGGUCAAGUUCUACAGUUGCAGAAGCAACAACAGAUGUCAAAUGUGCCUCAACUGUCACAGAUUGUUCAAAGAGAACCACAAAGAGAGGUUAAUGGAAAUCAGCAAUUGACAGAUAGUAGCUUGCAGGAAGAUGCAGAAGCAGAUCCACAGAAACGUCUACAGGCAACAUUACAGCUGGCUGCUGUUCUUCUUCAACAAAUCCAGCAAGGAAAAGGAAGUUGAACAGUGCCUGGAUAUCUGCUGUUGCUUUCCUGGUUUAAUGACUUAGCAUAAAGUACUAAAACGAGGACUACUGGUUGUCAGUAGGAUGGUUAAAUUCUCCAUUUGUGCAGUGGUUUUUAGGCCAUGUGAUUUGUAGUAGUGUUCUUGUUUUUACAAUCAGCUUUUAACUUGCCCUUUGUAAGGCUCUUUCAGAAAGUUAUUGUUAUAGUUCCAAACCUGGCUCCAUGUUUCGUCUGUUACCAAUCCUACACGUCAAGUAAGAUGUUGAAUGGUAAGUAUUUAAU